Molecule: messenger RNA, 1149 nt
Organism: Dichotomopilus funicola
Lineage: Eukaryota; Fungi; Ascomycota; Sordariomycetes; Sordariales; Chaetomiaceae
Product: putative amidoligase enzyme-domain-containing protein
Exons: 2
Coding region: 1-1149 (382 amino acids)
Source: RefSeq, a predicted model, not a curated record
AUGUCCUCCAGCAGAGGCUCCGACCAAACCAGCCUCCGAUUCGGCGUAGAACUCGAGCUCGUCCUGCGAAGCAAGCACGAAACCCACGACAGCUUCGCCAGUAUUGCCUCUGAGCUCCACCAACAUCUCCGAAAUGCAGGCAUUUCCAACCACAUUGGCGAUAUUGCCCAGAAAGCCCACACCAGCCCGAAAUACGAUGACUGGACGAUAAUCCAAGACUCUACGCUCCCGUCUAAGCCGGAUAAGAAUCUGUUCGGCAUCGAACUAGUCUCCCCCAUCUUCCACUUCCCCCACAUGUCCCUCUGGCUUCCCAACCUCCACUCCCUCUGGCACGUCCUCACCACCCAUUUCUCCGUCCACCCAACCCCCGAAUGCAGCACCCACAUCCAUCUCUCCCCUUCCCCUUCCCCCUCUUCCCAUUCCUCUUCAAACAACGCCGCCGACAAACCAACAUGGACCCUCCCCUCAACAAAAUCCCUCGCCAAAUCCACCAUCCACUUCGAACGCGCCCUCGACGCCCUCGUCCCCGGCCACCGCCGUACCAACCCGUACUGCAUGAGUAACCGGCGUAAUGCCGCCUACGCUACUUUAUCCCAAUCCCAGAUUUUCGCUGAUAUUGAUGCCGCGAAGACGCUGGAGGAGUUGGGGGAAAGGAUGUGUUCCUGCUCGAGGGAGUCUGUGCACGCGAAGAAUCUCAUGAUGAUGGGGGAUGAGGGGGAGGAGGGGGAAGGGUUUGAACACCCGCAUUUUAAAUGGAAUUUUACGCGUCUCAUAGAAGGGACGAAAACGGUGGAGUUCCGCCUCCCGCCUGCGUCUAGGGGGGUGAGGGAUACUGUAGCGUGGGUGGUAUUCACUGUGAUGUUCGCACAAUGGGCUGUCGAGCGCGGGGGGGUGGUUCUCGAGGCUGAUGCGAAAGGGGGGAAGGUCGGGGAGUUGGGGGAGUUGAAGAGGGUGGUGGUGAACGGGGCGAGGGGGAGUGGGGUUGCGCGGGAGGUGGUAGGUUGGGUGGAGGGGUUGUUUGAGGGAGUGAGGGCGUUGCCGGCUGUGAGGGUUGAUUUGAAGGGGGUGGGGGAGGGGGAAGUGGAUAAGGAGGCGGGGAGGAUGGGGAUGGAGGUUGGGAGGUGGAGGGAGUUGUUUGGGUAUGAGUAG